CAAUUUUCCGUUUAAUUGUGUAUCGCGUGACAUGCAAAUGCAAUUAUACAUAGUAAAUUAUCAUCGAUAAUGAGUCAAAUGAUAGGUUUAUCGUGCCAAGGACCCGAUAAAGGUAAAAGCAGAAAUUUACGAUUUUCCAAUUCUUGAAUCGAAAGUCGAGUCGAAGUUUACGGGAUCUACAAUUCGGAUCGAAUGAUUCACGAUCAUGAAUACCUCGAUUAUUUUUUUACUGUUAACAUUUCUCUGUGUGUGCUGCGAAGAUCAAGUGAAAUACAAUUCGAACAACUAUCACAAUGUCCAGACUAAUUCGAGUGACAUCAUUGAUGAAUUCACGUUAAAUUUUGUUAAUCAAUCGACGCACAAAAUGAUAAAGAUCUUUUGCUUUAUCGAUUCGAUUUUCUCCGAUGUAAAAACGAUAAAUCACUUGUUCGAACUCAAAAUGACAAACAACAAUCUUACACAAUCGUACUUCAAAAUCGAUUGCCCAAAACGAAAAUAUCGAAGAUCGAUAUUUGGCAUAGAAGAAUCGAACUUGAUCCAAUAUCCGAUGAAUUACUUGCUAUCGUCGAUUAGAUCGAUUGCAAAUGUCGCUAUCAAGCCAAUGUCUUGGACCACGAAUCAAGUAUUAAAUUUAAUAUAUGAGUUUAUGAUAAAUGUAGCACUUCCCUGGCUCUAUCGUUUUCUCAAUGAAAUCAAAAAAUUAAACAUUUUACCCUCACGUUUGAACGAUUUAAUCGAAUUGUUUAACAACAUUUAUUAUCUUAUGAAAUUUUUUGGUUACAUUAACUGAUUCUCCUAGUUUUUAAAUAUCUAUAUAUUAUAUAGCUAAUAACGAUAUUCAUUUUAUUGCCUUUUUACGAAACGAAUCUUAUAAUAAGUUUUCUGCCCGCACAUUCACUUUUCUUCAUUUCCUAUCUUUGUUUCCUGUUUUACAUUCGACUUACGAAAAUAUUUGUAAAAAGCAACGAGAGAAAUCAUCUUUAUAGUUCAAGAAAAUGCGGGUAUUAUGUGUAAGUAUCUAAUCCAUGAUUGUUAUUAAAAUUGUUUGCAAAAGCGA
Messenger RNA from Apis laboriosa (Himalayan honeybee), 1057 nucleotides. RefSeq lists its product as uncharacterized. The record is from RefSeq and is a predicted model, not a curated record. Lineage: Eukaryota; Metazoa; Arthropoda; Insecta; Hymenoptera; Apidae. Bases 206 to 790 code for a protein of 194 amino acids. The transcript has 2 exons.